This is a messenger RNA of Lathyrus oleraceus (garden pea), 648 nucleotides long. RefSeq lists its product as uncharacterized. The coding region runs from base 1 to 648 and encodes 215 amino acids. The record is from RefSeq and is a predicted model, not a curated record. NCBI's taxonomy places the organism in Eukaryota, Viridiplantae, Streptophyta, Magnoliopsida, Fabales, Fabaceae. The transcript has a single exon.
AUGAGAGCAGAUAUAACCAUUGUGAAGGCUCAGAUGGGUCAGCCUAUUGAAGCCCUACAUGAUUUGGCUAGGGGACAAGAGGAAAUGCGUCAGGCUAAUCUAAGAGUCGCCGCCGCCAACCCUACUGUUGUGAUAAUACCAGUGAAUCCGUUAGGAGGAGCUGGUACACCUAUUGUAGCUCAACCACCUCCCGAAAAAGGUCCAGUAUACCAAAAUCGUGCUCAGCCAUUCAAUAUCCCUGUCAAUGGGAGAGUUCAACCUGAGAUUGAUGAUCAUCAGGAUGCUUUCUUCACCACAAAGGCUGACUCAGUUUAUGAUGCUUUUGGUCCUUCUCCUGCUGACCUCGAAAGGAAAUUCCGUAUGGUGGAGGAGAGAUUCAAGGCGAUGGAAGGUCCCGAUACCUUUGAGUUAGAUGCUGCCGACAUGUGCUUAGUGCCAGGCGUGGAAAUUCCUCCUAAGUUCAAAGUGCCAAGCUUUGAAAAGUAUCAUGGGGUCACUUGUCCAAAGACCCACAUUCAAGCUUUUUACAGAAAGAUGGCCGCUCAUUCUGAUGAUGAAAAACUUUUAAUGCACUUUUUCCAAGAUAGUCUUAGUGGAGCUUCUCUGGAAUGGUAUAUGCAGCUCGAGCACACGCAUAUACGGACUUGA